AUGAGGAGGGGCUCCAAACCCAGCCCAGGGUGCUCUGAGGAGGAAAGACCCACCCUGAGCCAGGAAGGUGGACAGAGCUUCAGCCAGAGUUCCGAGCUGGUGGCCCAUGAGCAGCUUCAUGAUAAGGAGAAGCCCCACAAGGGCUUGGAGUGUGGGAAGACCUUCAGACAUAGCAGCACCCUGAUCAGCCACCAGAUGAUCCACACUGGGGAAUGGCCUUACGAAUGUGGGGAAUGUGGGAAGGGCUUCAGCUACAGGUCAGAACUCAUCAGGCACCAACGCAUCCACACUGGGGAGAGGCCCUACCAGUGUCCCACAUGUGGGAAGAGGUUUCAGACCAGCUCCCAUCUCCGUCUGCAUGAGCGGAUUCACACAGUGGAGAGGCUCUUCCGCUGCCCUGACUGUGGGAAGGGCUUCAAGCAAAAGUCCCACCUCAUCACCCACCGGCGCAUCCACACCGGGGAGAGGCCCUACGAGUGUCCCCAGUGUGGGAAGAGCUUCACCCAGAGCUCUCACUUGACCAAACACCAACGCAGCCACCAGUAA
This is a messenger RNA of Zonotrichia leucophrys gambelii, 546 nucleotides long. Its product is annotated as gastrula zinc finger protein XlCGF9.1-like. Gene Ontology annotation, molecular function: RNA polymerase II cis-regulatory region sequence-specific DNA binding; DNA-binding transcription repressor activity, RNA polymerase II-specific. Gene Ontology annotation, cellular component: nucleoplasm. Lineage: Eukaryota; Metazoa; Chordata; Aves; Passeriformes; Passerellidae. The coding region runs from base 1 to 546 and encodes 181 amino acids. The record is from RefSeq and is a predicted model, not a curated record. The transcript has a single exon. Gene Ontology annotation, biological process: regulation of transcription by RNA polymerase II.